AUGUCCGACCAGACUAAUGCCGCCUGGCCCCUCGCCGACGAAGCCCUAACCCAAUCCCUCCUCGACCUCGUCCAGCAGGCCUCCCACUACCGCCAGCUGAAGAAGGGUGCUAACGAAGCCACCAAGACGCUUAACCGUGGAACCUCGGAAAUCGUCAUUCUCGCAGCCGAUACUUCCCCGCUGGCUAUCCUUCUCCAUCUCCCUCUGCUCGCGGAGGACAAGAACGUGCCGUACGUCUACGUCCCCAGCAAGAUGGCUUUGGGGAGAGCGUGCGGUGUUAGCCGUCCUGUUAUCGCUUGUAGUAUCACUACCAAUGAGGCCAGUGACUUGACGGCCCAGAUUAGGGCUGUUAAGAAUAAUGUUGAGAGGUUGAUGAUCUAA
Monascus purpureus is the source of this 381-nucleotide messenger RNA. Lineage: Eukaryota; Fungi; Ascomycota; Eurotiomycetes; Eurotiales; Aspergillaceae. The record is from the annotation of a GenBank genome assembly.